UUUCAGUCUGUGAUUCUAAUUGAAGCUAAAAAGAAACGAAAACCAGCUAAUGUUUCUUUAACAUUAUAUGUUUUUGAACCAGUUCACCUGUCGGCUGUGAUCCAGUCGGCAAAAGUCAAACAAGACACUGGUGUUGUAUCUGUCGGUGUUGGGGACAAUGUGACUUUACAUUGUUUCUAUGACAGCCAAGUGUCGAUGCACUUCUCCUGGUACCGACAAACCUUAGGAAGCAGACCUGAGCUCCUGUCUACGAUUUACAAAUACGACAAACCUUCCAAAGUCUUCCACUGGUUGGAGAAGAACCCUCGUUUCUCUGUACAGAUGAAGGAAAUGAUCAAUCAUUUACACAUCUCUGACGUCCACCUCUCAGAUUCAGCCACAUACUUCUGUGGAAGCUCACACUCCAACAUGGUGGAAUUUGGAGAGGGGGUCUUCUUAAAUGUCAAAGAAGCCAGACUCCAGAAAAUUGUCCAGGGGCCAGUGUCUGAGACCAUACAGCGUGGAGGCUCUGUGACUUUAAACUGUACAGUUCACACUGGGAACUGUGAUGGGGAUCGCAGUGUUUACUGGUUCAGACAUGGACAUCACCAAGGAAUUCUUUACACACACGAAAGUCAGUGUAAACACGUCUCUACACCAGGGUCUCCUUCACAGAGCUGUGUGUACCAUUUGCAGAGGAAGAACCUGAGCUCCUCUGAUGCUGGAACCUACUACUGUGCUGUGGCCUCCUGUGGGGAGAUACUGUUUGGUAAUGGAAGCAAGUUGCUUGUCACAGAUUAUGUUAAAGACCAAAUGGCACAGACGAGUAUCUUUGUCUGGUUCUCCAUCAUUAGAACUGGGAUCCUCGUGUUCUUUGUAAUGGUUUGUCUUUUGGUUUACAUGUAUAAGAGCUGGUAAAAUCUUGGCCUCAUCUUAAUCUGUGUUUCACGUUAGCUCAAAAAUACCAUCAACAUUGUUACAGCUAAAACUUUUAUCCGUAUUAUUAUGAUCAUUCUAUUCUUAUAAUAAUUAAAAUAUCUCCGUAUUAUAUUCCCCUUUUUAUAGUAAUACCUUUUUAUCUUUUAUGUUUUUGUUAUGUAUGUCUUUUAUUUUUGUUUUCUAUCUUGAAGCACAUUGAGUCUAUGCCUGAUGUAUGAAAUGUGCUGUAUAAAUAAACUUUUUGAAACAUUGUGCAUGUCAGGAAAAUGCACCUUUGAUGGUUAAGAGACCAAAAAAGCCUUAAGAACACCUCGACACUUGCUCUCCACGAAUCUAUUGUCUGAUCAACCCAUAAACAUGACUUUAGGUUUUGCUAACCACAGUGCCACAUAACAUCUGUGAUUUCUCUUCACAAGCUGUGUCAUCAGAGAGCGACACACACAAAGAAACUCACUGUGUUGUGGAACAUCAAUGAACUUCUAAACAUGUAGUUUGAUCAUAAAAAU
This is a messenger RNA of Seriola aureovittata, 1424 nucleotides long. RefSeq lists its product as uncharacterized. The annotation marks the transcript as partial. Gene Ontology annotation, biological process: response to bacterium. NCBI's taxonomy places the organism in Eukaryota, Metazoa, Chordata, Actinopteri, Carangiformes, Carangidae. The record is from RefSeq and is a predicted model, not a curated record. The transcript has 2 exons.